AUGAAAUAGAACUGUCAGAAAUUACGACGCGAGAGUAGUGUUGACUGAACAGCCUCAUUUAUUUGAAACUUUUGAUAAUAUGCAAUGUUUAUUUGCAAAUUAAGUGCCUAAAUGUUAUAAAUAUCUGCUCGUUGUUGUAGUUAUAUAGUUUUAAAUGCCAGCGAGAUGUCAAAGAACAAAAUAGCCGCUCGUAUCGACAGCCAAAGUGUAGAAGUUAAAACUAAGUUUGAUGCGGAAUUCAGAAGGUUUGCUCUCAGUAGGUCGGAAAAAUUGAAAUACGAAGAUUUCAAAGGCCUAAUUGAGAAAUUGCAUCGGCUUCAUGAUGUGGCCUUCCUCAUAAGUUACACAGAUCCUCGGGACGGAGACCUGCUGCCCAUUAAUAAUGACGAUAACUUGGCACGAGCAUUGCUCACCGCUAAACCCCUACUACGAGUUAUCAUACAGAGGAAAGGAGACAGCCUCGAGGAGUUAAAUGGAUACGGCACAAUGAGACCGAGGAACAUUAUCUCAUCCAUACUGAGCGGGGCGCCCGCCAAGAACAAGGGGCUGGCGAUAUCAAACCCGCACGACUUUAGAAUGGUGUCAGCGAUCAUAGAUGUCGAUAUAGUGCCAGAAACGUGCAGAAGAGUUAAAUUAUUGAAGCACGGCUCCGACAGACCGCUGGGUUUCUUUAUAAGGGAUGGCACCUCGGUCCGCGUGACACCAUCGGGAGUGGAGCGUUCGCCCGGUAUAUUCAUAUCCAGACUGGUGCCAGGGGGUCUGGCCGAGUCCACGGGUCUGUUGGCCGUCAACGACGAGGUGCUAGAGGUCAACGGGAUAGACGUCUCCAAUAAGACCCUUGAUCAGGUGACCGACAUGAUGGUAGCUAACUCUUCGAACCUCAUCAUCACAGUUCGUCCGGCCAACCAGCGAGCCGGACCGCCGCCUGCCGACACCAGGGUACACCCGCCCUCGGAGACGGAAGACGACAGAUUCGAUCAGGACGAACAGGACGAGAUCGUGGACCUGACGGCGAUCAUGCUGGAGGACCAGACCGAGCUCUACCCGCACGCCAUACCGUCCAAGGACGACGGACAGAUACUGCAUCUAUAGUACACACUGCAAGAACAUGUCUGGUGCGGGUCGAGUAUUAAAAUGUACACGUAGCGUUCACUCGCAUGCAUAUCAACUAGGACUUACCUCUAAAUGGCUGCGAUUGGCCAAUGUUGGGCCAUGCAUCGGUCGAUAUGAACCGCGAAUUGGCCGACGUUGGCCAAUAUAGUGGCCAAUGCUACACGCGGUCAAUUAUUCCGACAGGAUUUCGCUGUUCAUAGCGUUUAUUGAAGAUCUUUAAGCGAACUGUUACUAACAUAUUUAUAUGAUAAUGUAUCGUUUGUAAUAAAUUUAUCAAAACUCAAAGUGUAACAUUCCAAUAAGGUGAUAUGUAGAAUAAUGAUAACGAUGCGCCGUCAGGAUCACCGGCCGGCGGAAAAUAUUAAUUACUAAUGAAAAAAGAGCAAUAAAUGAUGUGAAUUUUGUUAUAUAACGUCGUCACGAAUAAUUAAAUUAUAGCAAAAUUUUUAUACAGAAUUAAAUCGAACGACGGUGCGAGAAUGUACUUUACUUUGACUAAUAUUUUAUUAGGUUUCGUGUUUCUCUAUACUGUUACUGUUACUGUCAGUUAUAAAAAAUCCUACAACACAACGAUGCUAUGGGAACAUUAUUUUUAUACGAGAUAAUUUCUGUGUCGACGUCUCUUCUCACAGACAGCGGUUGAUAUUGUUUUGGUGAUGUUAUAUUUCCAGUUGCUAGGUCCUCGGGUUGACAAUAAGGCUAGGUUUAGACUAGUGAUCUUGAUAUAGGUAACAUUCCAUCCAUUUCUGUUGUUGCUUGAUGUUUUCUAGUUUUAAACGUAACGCGAACUCAUACAUCUUAAUAUAGUUCCUAAUAGACGAAAAAUUGCUGAAAUAAAUCACGUGGCUCGGGUUUAAAGCGACAUAGAAAUUAAAAAAAAUAAGCGAUAUUUUUUUUUUCGUAUCAUUAUAUUGUACUAGGCUUAAAGCUCUUAGUGCAGACACUUCCCAUGGAAGGUGCUAAAAUUUCCAUAUAUUUGUAUGAAAUUUUUAUAAUCUGUAGCAAGAUGUUUUCCGUGUUCGUGUUGAAAGAAUCUCUGCGACAGACUCCAAUAGUUCUUUCAAUUCCGUGAAGGCCUAAUACUAGUGCCUUGUGUUACGUCUUAUGAGUAUUAAUAGAUAUAUAUUAAGGUUUUUCUCUUAUAAAUGUUGUUUUAUAUUAAAUUGUCGGAACAAAAUGUAUUUAAAUUUCCAUAAAUAACGUAUUGUGUUAAUGAUAUUCCAGUUUUCCUAACGUAUAAUGAUGUGUCUCAUACAGGAUUCGUAUUGUUCAGAAUCAGUUGAGUAUGUAUUGCCAGGCGUUAGGCGCGUCAGUGACGGUAGGUUAUCUGUAACAAAGUAUUUAGUGAUUUGAGCUUAAAUUUAUAUUAUAAGAAUAUUUAAUGUAACUAAGGGCAUGUCAUUUAAUUAUAAGGGAUCUAAUCUUUGCACAUAUCAGAGGUUUUAUAAACUGAAAAUGAAACGUUCAGUAUAUAAUGUAUUUAGUACAUUCCCUUGUGUUAUGUAUCGGUUGCAUUUAUAGAGACUUUGUAGUUACAACGUUUGCAUACAAAAAGUCUAGCUCGUGUUUUAAUACUGAAUUUUAAUGUAAAUAAAAAUAUAGAACCUUUUUUUUAGUGUCGUCGUUUACAAGUUCUUUUGAGGUUACAUGUUUUACCAACAUCUAUAAUGUCUAUUUUUAAUCUGUAUAUAGCUAAAUAGUUUUAUUCACUAGAGUCUUAAUUUUUUUUACACUUGGCUGACAAUUUUUUUUUUUUUAAUCCCAAUGUACUUAAUUCUUUAUUUGAAUCGUCUCGAAUUAUGUUGUAGAGGAAUGAAUUGGCUCAAAACUAUGGUCCAAAAAAUGUUAAAUUGAUAUAUAAUUUAGUAAAUACCGUUAUUUACACUCUACUAUACCUGUGUUGUAUGUAAUUAAAUAUUUUUAUUCAUA
Molecule: messenger RNA, 3042 nt
Organism: Danaus plexippus (monarch butterfly)
Lineage: Eukaryota; Metazoa; Arthropoda; Insecta; Lepidoptera; Nymphalidae
Gene: par-6
Product: partitioning defective 6 homolog beta
Exons: 7
Coding region: 166-1092 (308 amino acids)
Biological process (GO): centrosome cycle
Molecular function (GO): protein binding
Source: RefSeq, a predicted model, not a curated record